UUAAACGCAAAUCUCUCUAUUCUACUCUCUCUUUUCUCCUUCUCUCUCUCUUAUAUACAUACAUUCAUAUAAGGGAGCUAUACGCAUAGAGCGAAAAAGUGGAAGCAGCCAUGGGCGGCUACUGGAGGCGAAGUGGAUCUCAGAUCGUUGUUGCUGCUAUUCUCUUCUUAGGUUGUCUAUCUGCAAUUUCCAUUGCGAAAGAGGAGGCAUCAAAGUUGGGGACAGUUAUUGGGAUAGAUCUUGGAACUACAUAUUCUUGUGUUGGUGUUUAUAAGAAUGGUCAUGUCGAAAUUAUAGCCAAUGACCAAGGAAACCGUAUCACCCCAUCAUGGGUUGCUUUCACCGACGGUGAAAGAUUGAUUGGUGAGGCUGCCAAGAAUCAGGCAGCAGUCAACCAUGAAAGGACUGUCUUCGAUGUCAAAAGACUUAUCGGAAGAAAGUUUGAUGACAAAGAAGUCCAAAAGGAUAUGAAAUUAUUUCCCUACAAAAUCGUGAAUAAAGAUGGCAAGCCAUAUAUUCAAGUCAAAAUGAAGGAUGGAGAGACAAAGGUCUUCAGUCCAGAGGAAAUAAGCGCUAUGAUCCUAGUUAAAAUGAAGGAGACAGCAGAAGCUUUUCUUGGAAAGAAAAUCAAGGAUGCUGUUGUUACUGUUCCAGCUUACUUCAAUGAUGCCCAAAGGCAGGCUACAAAGGAUGCUGGUGUCAUUGCUGGCCUAAAUGUUGCCAGAAUUAUCAAUGAACCAACUGCCGCUGCCAUUGCAUACGGGUUGGACAAAAAAGGUGGUGAGAAGAACAUCCUUGUUUUUGAUCUUGGUGGUGGAACUUUUGAUGUCAGCGUCUUGACUAUCGAUAAUGGUGUUUUCGAGGUCCUUUCCACAAAUGGAGACACACAUCUAGGAGGUGAGGAUUUUGACCAAAGAAUUAUGGAGUAUUUCAUUAAGUUGAUCAAGAAGAAGCACGGAAAGGACAUCAGCAAGGACAACAGAGCCCUUGGAAAACUGAGGAGAGAAUGUGAACGUGCCAAGAGAGCAUUGAGUAGCCAGCACCAAGUUCGUGUAGAAAUCGAAUCUCUCUUUGAUGGAACUGAUUUCUCUGAGCCAUUGACCAGGGCUAGAUUUGAGGAGUUGAACCAAGAUCUGUUCAGGAAGACCAUGGGACCUGUGAAGAAGGCUAUGGAUGACGCAGGGUUGCAGAAAAGCCAGAUUGAUGAGAUAGUUCUUGUUGGUGGAAGCACUAGGAUACCAAAGGUUCAGCAACUCCUUAAGGAUUACUUUGAUGGUAAAGAACCCAACAAGGGAGUGAACCCUGAUGAGGCAGUUGCCUUUGGUGCUGCCGUACAAGGAGGAAUUCUCAGCGGAGAGGGCGGUGAUGAGACUAAAGAUAUCCUUCUAUUGGAUGUGGCUCCACUUACUCUAGGAAUUGAAACCGUAGGCGGGGUGAUGACCAAAUUGAUUCCCAGAAACACUGUUAUUCCAACCAAGAAAUCCCAAGUUUUCACAACUUACCAAGAUCAGCAGACUACUGUGUCCAUUCAGGUCUUUGAAGGUGAAAGGACUCUUACAAAGGAUUGUAGGCUUCUUGGAAAGUUUGAUCUCUCUGGAAUACCACCUGCCCCAAGGGGAACACCUCAAAUAGAAGUCACGUUUGAGGUUGAUGCAAAUGGUAUCUUGAAUGUCAAGGCAGAAGACAAAGGAACUGGUAAGGCCGAGAAGAUUACCAUCACCAAUGACAAUGGUCGAUUGAGCCAAGAAGAGAUUGAGCGAAUGGUUCAGGAGGCAGAAGAGUUUGCCGAAGAAGACAAAAAGGUUAAAGAAAGAAUUGAUGCCCGCAACAGCCUGGAGACUUACACCUAUAACAUGAAGAACCAAAUCAAUGACAAAGACAAGCUUGCUGACAAGCUCGAAGCAGAUGAAAAGGAGAAGAUUGAAAGUGCCGUAAAGGAGGCUCUCGAAUGGCUAGAUGACAACCAGUCUGCUGAGAAAGAAGAUUACGAUGAGAAGCUCAAAGAGGUAGAAGCUGUUUGUAACCCAAUUGUCACAGCAGUAUACCAAAGAUCUGGUGGAGCUCCCGGGGCCGAAGGUGCAGAAGCAGAAGAUGAGGACCAUGAUGAGCUAUAGGUAAACAUUAGAAUCUAUCAACCACUGAAGAUGAUCAGAAGCAAGAAGUGAGGAGUUAGGCAGAAAUUAGUGUAGUUUUGGGUGCACGGGUUCUGAGAACAUCCCUUCUUCACAUGUGUUUGUUAAGGUGCAGAUACGUUAAAAGAACAAAUUGUUUUUCUUGUUCAAUUGUUGAAAAGGAAAUUUUUGUACGUUUUAAAAGUAUACUGUUAUAUUAUUAUUUUGGUGAACGGGAAUGGCACCUCUUUCUCUA
This is a messenger RNA of Daucus carota subsp. sativus, 2367 nucleotides long. RefSeq names its product luminal-binding protein. Gene Ontology annotation, biological process: protein folding. The coding region runs from base 111 to 2114 and encodes 667 amino acids. Gene Ontology annotation, molecular function: ATP-dependent protein folding chaperone; ATP binding. Gene Ontology annotation, cellular component: cytosol; nucleus. NCBI's taxonomy places the organism in Eukaryota, Viridiplantae, Streptophyta, Magnoliopsida, Apiales, Apiaceae. The record is from RefSeq and is a predicted model, not a curated record. The transcript is spliced from 8 exons.